AUGUCUGCACAAUGUCAAUUAUGUCAAAAAAUAAUUCAAGGGCAAAAAGGUUCCACAGGAAAUUUUCAUAGUCACAUUAAGUUUAAACAUGCAUCAAUGCUAUCCAAAGUUAGAGACAGUAAAAAAUUAUUCAAAAAGACAACUGAACAUGCUAAAGGAACAAUUACUCCCAAUAAACAAAUGCAACUGCCAUUCUUUAAAACCAGUAUUACUAAAUGUCAAAUUACUGAGUUAGUGUUUAAUUACAUAGUUGAAGAAAUGAGACCUAUUGUUACGUGUGAAAAACCGUCAUUUCGUCGUCUCAUUCAAGGACUAACUGGCAUAACUGAUUCAACUGUACUUCCUAACCAUAAGAAUAUAUCAAAAAUAUUACAACUUAAGUAUGACAAUUAUGUAUCCAUGUUGACUAAUUUAAUUGAAAAACAGAAAUACAUCUGUUGUACAGCGGAUAUAUGGAGUGCCAAUAAUAAAAGCUUUAUGGGAAUGACAUGUCAUUUUAUUGAUGAAUUUUCAUAUAAACGGUCUUCAUAUGUCUUAAGUUGUAAGAGAAUAAAAGGUAGCCAUAAUUAUUUGAAUAUUAAUGAUGUAAUAACUGACAUUUGUGAUGCUUAUCAAAUUAAGAGUUCUAAAAUCACCCAUAUUAUAACCGAUAAUGCUAGUAACUUUGGCAAAGCAUUCCGUACAUUUUCUAAAAUCUCAACAACUGAAUCCCAUCCUCAUUAUGUAGGUAACUUAGGUGAAUUAGACAUUGACACUGAUGAAGAAACACAAAUUGAUAGUGAUAAUGAAAAUAAUCUGUCCAGUCCUAUAGAUAUUGAAUAUGUUGAUAUUGGUCAGUUGCUUUAUGAUUCAAAUAGUUCUGAUUUGUUUAGUAAAUUAAAUUCUUUUUGGAAUCUAUUAAGUAGAAGUACUGGGGCAUCAGACAAAGUUGUUGAUAUUUGCAAAGUUAAAUUUCCUGUGCCAAUAAUGACUAGAUGGAACUCCACAUUUGAUGCGAUUCAAAAAGUAUUAUUGUUUAGAGAAAAGCUUACUUUUGUAUUUUUAGAAUUAAAAUUAGCUAAAUUAAAGAAUACAGAAUGGGUAUUUUUGGAAGAUCUUGAAAAAAGGUUCAGUUAUUUGUUCGACUUGAGUUCUCCAAAAAGUAAAAGUUUUAUUAUAUCAUCUAUGAGCCAUCCAUUAUUUAAAUGUAGUUGGAUUCCACUAAGGUACAUAGAUUUGUGUAAAGAACUUUUCAUAAACGAAUGCAAAUUAACAACUUCUGAUUCUGAUUUAUAUGAAAAUCCUAUUUCUGAUAACAGUGAUGAUAGUGAUACUGAAUUUUAUGGGAAUGUUUUUUCAUCACAAAAUAGUUCUUCAAUUAAUGGUGAACUAUCCACCAACGCAGAUUUGGCCCUUAGAAAUUCUAACUUGUCUAGUGUUGAAGCCUUAUCUUUUUUGAAUUCAAAAGUUAAAGAGCUAAAUAUAUUAGACUCAUUCCCAGUAGUUAAACAAGUCUUUAUGAAAUUCAAUACAUCUAUUCCCUCUUCAGCACCAGUUGAAAGACUUUUUAGUGGGGCUAUCCAAAUCUUAACUCCUAGACGUAAUCGUCUUAAUGAUAAACAUUUUGAUAUGCUUCUGUGUUGUAGAUGUUAUUUGCAACAAAAUAGUCUUACUUAA
This is a messenger RNA of Myzus persicae (green peach aphid), 1656 nucleotides long. RefSeq lists its product as uncharacterized. The transcript has 5 exons. NCBI's taxonomy places the organism in Eukaryota, Metazoa, Arthropoda, Insecta, Hemiptera, Aphididae. Gene Ontology annotation, molecular function: protein dimerization activity; DNA binding. The record is from RefSeq and is a predicted model, not a curated record. The coding region runs from base 1 to 1656 and encodes 551 amino acids.